Daldinia caldariorum is the source of this 2028-nucleotide messenger RNA. RefSeq names its product glycoside hydrolase family 43 protein. The record is from RefSeq and is a predicted model, not a curated record. Gene Ontology annotation, molecular function: hydrolase activity, hydrolyzing O-glycosyl compounds. The transcript has a single exon. Lineage: Eukaryota; Fungi; Ascomycota; Sordariomycetes; Xylariales; Hypoxylaceae. Bases 401 to 2011 code for a protein of 536 amino acids. Gene Ontology annotation, biological process: carbohydrate metabolic process.
CAGAAAUAGAUUAGGUACCACUGGGAGACACCGCUGGACGACGCACCAAACUACCAAACUGCCUUUCUAGGUACUUAUAUGCCAAAGGUCACUUUACCAAUGUCGUGAGAACUAUGAGACGAGUUACCGUAUUCGAAGGCAGCGAAGCCCCCCUCAUUCAAUGCGACUAAGUAGAAGGAAUGCCUAAAAUUGAACCGACGAAGCGCAAUCGCGAUUGGCCGGCUAAAUUCAACAUCUUCUCGGGCCAUCAUUAUAAGCCGCAACCGAAAACGUUCUUACGGUGCGAUGUUGAAGUAAAUAGGAGGUAGUUGUCACUUAUUCUUAAAAGGAGAGCUGCUAAGAUACCUCCUACACUUGUUCAAUCAUCACAUCUUGCCGCCUGGGAAUACCAUUCGCUACUAUGCCGUUAGUUCGCAACCCGAUCUUGCCUGGGUUUAAUGCCGACCCGUCAAUACUAAGGGUCGGUAGCGACUAUUACAUCGCUACGUCUACUUUCGAAUGGUACCCCGGAGUGCAAAUUCACCAUUCUAAAGAUCUCGCAAACUGGGAGCUGGUCACACGCCCCUUAAACCGGAAAUCUCAGCUGGACAUGCGUGGUGACCCUGAUAGUUGCGGCGUGUGGGCACCCUGCCUUACCCAUGACGGCGACAAAUUUUGGCUUGUAUAUACGGAUGUGAAGCGCAAAGAUGGCUCCUUUAAAGACGCACAUAACCAUAUCGUUAGCGCUCCAUCAAUAGAAGGACCCUGGUCCGACCCGGUUUACGUCAAUUCGUCUGGUUUCGACCCCUCUCUCUUCCACGACGACGACGGUAAAAAAUGGUUCGUGAACAUGCUGCAAGACUAUCGGCGCCGACCCCGUUCUUUUGCGGGAAUCGUUCUGCAAGAAUUCGAUCCCGCAGCAGGCAAACUGGUUGGUCCGAAGAAAAACAUAUUCCGGGGCACGGAACUGGAUUUCGUGGAGGGGCCACACCUUUAUAAGAAGAAUGGAUGGUAUUACCUUUUGACGGCCGAGGGUGGAACUUCUUAUCACCAUGCUUGCACGCUAGCACGUUCCCGCGAUAUAUGGGGGCCAUACGAGGUGCAUCCGCAGAACCCUAUUCUCAGCUCCAAGGAUGCUCCGCUUGCUGCCUUGCAAAGAGCCGGUCAUGGCGAUAUCGUGGAAACGCCCGAAGGGCGGACAUACCUUGUACAUCUGACAGGCCGGCCAACAACCCAGGAGCGCCGCUGUGUGCUCGGUCGCGAGACUGCCAUUCAAGAAGCCUUUUGGAAGGACGAUUGGCUAUUUGUAAAGGAUGGCCCCGUCCCUUCGCUUUACGUCGACGUCCCUGGAGUGCGUGAUGAUACCCAAUACUGGGCGGAGCAAAGAUAUACUUUUGAUAACGGACUGCAUAAUGACUUUCAAUGGUUGAGAACACCCGAAACAGAUCGCAUCUUUGCUACGAAGGAUGGCAAGCUUAUCUUAUUCGGUCGGGAGACCAUUGGCUCCUGGUUUGAGCAGGCGUUGGUUGCGAGACGACAGACUCACUUCUCCUACGACGCCGAAACGACGAUCGAUUUCUCACCCACUGACGAGAGGCAGUUCGCAGGGCUUACCGCAUACUACUGCCGCUACAACUUCUUCUAUCUUACGGUGACGGCUCACUCCGACGGCCAGAGGGAACUGCUCAUUUUAACAUCGGAAGCCUCUUGGCCCGACGGCAAACUCAACAUGCCCCUUGCGGACCCUGUGCAGAUCCCCAACGAGGGAAAAGUAAAACUCGCGUUAACUAUUCGCGGUGGCCAGUUGCAAUUUUCCUACGCGUUGCAGGGCGACGAACUGAAGAAGAUUGGGCCGAUUUAUGACGCGUCUAUCCUUUCAGACGAAUGUGGUGGACAUCAGACCCACGGGAGCUUCACAGGGGCGUUUGUGGGAGUGGCGUGUUCCGAUGUGAACGGGACCGCGUUACCGGCUACCUUCGAUUACUUCGUCUAUCGCCCUGUUAAACACGAGACUGAUAGAUACGAUGUAUAAGGUAGGUAGGUAGUUAG